Molecule: messenger RNA, 6291 nt
Organism: Acanthochromis polyacanthus (spiny chromis)
Lineage: Eukaryota; Metazoa; Chordata; Actinopteri; Pomacentridae
Gene: zbtb25
Product: zinc finger and BTB domain containing 25
Exons: 3
Coding region: 205-1578 (457 amino acids)
Biological process (GO): regulation of transcription by RNA polymerase II
Cellular component (GO): nucleus
Molecular function (GO): protein binding; DNA-binding transcription factor activity, RNA polymerase II-specific; RNA polymerase II cis-regulatory region sequence-specific DNA binding
Source: RefSeq, a predicted model, not a curated record
AAUAUAUUAAACACACCUUAACGUCUUAAGAGGUCCGAUAUUGAUUAUUGAUUACAUGUUACCGGGUUACAGAGUCGAAUCACGUGACCAGCCCCUUUGACCCUUCUCUCGCGAGACGUGACGCGGCUCUUCGCGAGAUCACCUCUGCAGCAACAAAUCGGCUCCGGAUCCCGAAGACAAUCUGCUCGUUUCUGCGACGGGGUCAUGGAGGUGUCGUCUCACUCUCUCUUCCUGCUGCAGCAGCUCAACGUUCAGAGAGAGUUUGGAUUCCUGUGUGACUGCACCGUCGCUAUUGGAAACGUCUACUUUAAAGCUCACCGAGCUGUGCUGGCCGCCUUCUCCAACUACUUCAAGAUGAUCUUCAUCCACCAGUCCAGUGAGUGCAUAAAGAUCCAACCUACAGACAUCCAGCCAGAUGUCUUCAGCUACCUGCUGCACAUCAUGUACACAGGAAUGUGUCCCAAACAGCCGGUGGACCAGAGCCGGCUGCAGGAUGGGAUCAAGUUCCUUCACGCCUACCAGCUGUGCCGAAAACCCGGUGAGGGCGCCGCUGAUGCUGCCACCGAUGUGGUCCGUAUGUCCAACCUGUACGGCAUCCAGAUCUCCUCCCAGCUGGCCAACAAGGAGGCAAGCGGAGUCCCCAAGACCACCUCAGUGUCCCGCGGGGCCCCUGAGGACGGGCGGUCCUCAGGCCGGGGUGGACGGUCCCACUCCCAGUUGUCCCUAGCCGUCGGGCUGGAGGGGGUCCCUUCAGACCAUCAGCCCUCAGCGCUACGCAACGUCUGCUCCGUGGCAUCCGGAGACGACUCGGACAUCUCGACUCGCAUCAAGCAGGAGCGGGUGGAGGAGGAGGAGGACGGCGAGGGGGAGGAGGGUCCAGGGGUGGGGUCUCCAUCUCAGAGCAGCAGCCCCAGUCAGGGCCUCCUGUUUAAAGACCGGCCCCUAGUCCUGCUGUGUCCCCGCUGUGGGGAACGCUGCUCCUCACCCGAAGGCCUACGAGAGCAUUUGUUCAGCCACGCCCUCGACCCCACCCGCCUAAUGGAGGGACUGUCACAGGGCGGCGAGCUGGACGCCGGCGUGGAGGAGGGGCCUCCGGGAGCCCAGGAGCAGCUGGAUGCAGGAUGUCUGGAGGAGGCGCUGAGACAGAGCCAGGCGCUCGCCAACCAGCUGGCUGCUGAGUUGAGGAGGAGCCGAGGGGGAGGCGGGGGAGGAGGAGGAGGAGGGAGCAGCCCCACGCCCGCCAUCCUGCACUCACGCAAACGUAAGAUCGCCUGCGCCGUCUGCAGCCUGCGCUUCUCCCACAAGAGCCAGCUGCAGGAGCACAUGUACACCCACACCGGCAAGCCGUCUCGCUACCACCGCUACAACCGCCUCUGCAGCCAGCUCUUCCAGGCCUCCGCCCACUUCUGCGAGGGCGCCGCGGAGGCUGGGGGAGGGGCUGGGGGCGGAGCCUCGACCGGCGCACCCACCGCCCUCUCUGAGGAGGCCAAUAGAGACACUCAGGACAAUGGCAGCUCCUGCUACUCCCUGGACUCUGAGAUCUCCCAGGAGAGCGUGGACGGCGUGCCAGUCGAGUGAUGUCAACAGAUGAUGUCAUGGAGGGAUGUUAGUGUGACUGAGCGCACAGGUGGUUCAGUUGUCUGGUUGAGAAAAGAUGAAGCAGAGGACUCUGAGGUCUGUGUUGUUGUUCUGUUGCGGCUGUCUGAUGGUUCUGUACCUGUGCAGGUGUGUGUGUGUGUGUGUAUGUGCAGGUGUGUAUGUGUGUGUGUGUGCUUCAAUCAGUCGUGAUCAUAGUGUGGCGCUGUGGUCAUCACCUGUGAGGGUCGGACUGUCAGUUUUACGAGUUUUAUCCUACAAACUUCAGUAGAGUCUAAGUGAAUAGUCGAUUAAAUGAUUAGUCGAUCAGCAACAAUAAUUGCAACUAUUCUGAAAAUCAGUUCAUGGCUUGUUUUAACUGGUUCCAUCUUCAGUGUGAAAAUUUCUUGGUUUCCUACUUUAGUCAAGUCAGUGCAGUAUUUUGAGGUUUUCGACUGUUUGACUCUGUCUCUGAGACAUUUCAGUAUUUUCUGACAGAAUGACUAAUUGGUUAAUAAACAGAAUAAUCCAUCAGUAGCUACAGUCCUAAAUAUCAACAUUAACAUCACAUCUUGAUGACCAUUGUCAAACCCUUUAAUUUCACUGGUUUGUGUUUAUUUCUAUGAAAAAUAACCAGCAGAGACUUUAAACUUGAUCUUCCACACCAGCCAGCAUUGAAGUCCUUCUGUGAUGUCUGCAACAUCAGACUCUGAGGAAGAAAAAGAAAAAAAAAGAUGUAGUAAAAUGUGCUCCUUUAAUGUAAAGCUUGUAACGCUUUGAGUCCACCUGUGGUUGUGUCUUCAGACUAUGCAGACUCUCAGAGCUGCUGACCAGAGAGAGAACAUGUUAAAAGAAGCAGCAGUGCCUUGGUCUGACGGUCUGAUUGCUGUUUGCAGCAGUAAAGCAGAGCUCAAAGCUUCAUGACAAUCUGCAGCCCUAUUCUCUAGAAGUCAUGUCCAAUAUGUUUGAAAGGAAUUGUGACUGUGACCAGAUCAGGUUUUCUAUUGACAAAGUGAGGAAACUCUGAUUAUUUUAUUUGAUACUAGAAAAUGUUCGCUGACAGUGUUCUUUUUCCCUGAUCAUCCAAUUUUCAUUCUCUACUGCAGUGACCACAGCAUUAAGAAUGAGUUCUCUAGUUCUGUUCAGAUUGAGAAAUAGGAACUUCACAGUCAAGUCUGCUGUUUGCAGAUGACAUAGUUCUGUUGCUUCAUCAGAUUAUAAUCUUCAAUACACACUGAGGUGGCUUUCAGCCGAAUGUUUAGUGUCUUGGAUGUGAGUCAGCACCUCCAAGCCUGAGAUCAUGGUUCUCUGCCAGAAACUGGUCAGUUGUUCCUUUUGUGUUGGGGGUGAGUUGGUGAUCAAAGCUAAGGAGUUUCAGUAUCUUAGGAUCUUAUUCACAAGUGAUGAUGAAAUGGAGUGUGAGAUGGACAGAUGGACUGGAGACAUCAGCAGAAUUGCAGUCCUUCUACUGGACUGUCCUGAAAAGGAGAGAGCUGAGCUGUAAGGCAAAGCUCUUGACAUCUAACCUUUACCUGUGGACAUGAGCUCUGAGUGUCGAGCAAAAGAACAAGAUUUUGGACACAAGCAGACAAAUUGAAUUCCCUCAAUAGGGUGACUGGGCUCAGGCUUAGAGAGGUGAGGAGCUCAGACAUGCAGAAAUAGCUGAGAGUAGUCUCUUCUUCGUGUUGAAAGGAGCCACUUGGAGUGGUUCACAUCUUCCUUUGGAGGCCAAAUAUAGCCCUUCUGUUUGAAUCCUAGAGGAACUCCCUAGAGGGAUUAAACAUCUCAUCUGACAUGGCAACACCUUUGGAUCCAUCAAAAGGAACUGGAAGAUUAGCUGAGGUGGUUCGGGCAUCUGAUUAGGAUACCUCCAGCCCCACCUUCCUUUGGGCUUUUCUGGGCAUAUCGCAGUUCCUCCAAUUUCCACGUUACAUCUGAAGAGGGACAUCUGGAAUACCUUGCUUUGCCUGCUGCCUCUACGACCUGACUUCGGAUAAACGAGAAAAUGAAUGGGUCGACGGAUAAUGGACAGGUUUAGGACAUACAGUGGUCUGUUUUAAUCCAGAGUGAGACACAAUGUGUAUUUUUUUUACCUUUUUGUCUUUAUUGUAGAGGACAGUGAAGAUACAGACAGUAAACAUGGGGAGAAGAGUAGGGGGAAGGACAUGCUGCAAAUGGAUGUGGGUCAGACUCGAACCCUGGCAGCUCCAAUGGGGGCUAUAGCCCCUGUUCAUGGGUCACCUCCCCAACCAGUUGAGGCACCCACAAAGUGUUUAUUUUCAUUGAAUCAAAACUGCCACUUUUCCUCGAUCUGGACCAAAGUGGUAUGGUUAGCCUCUCCCUCUGGUUCGAGUCAUAUCAGCUCCUAGCAGGACAAAACACCACAGAUGAACUGUUAGAAAUGUGUUCAUGAUGUGGUUCUGUGGUAGAGGUUUGGUUCACUUUAGGUACCAGAACUUCUUGGGUUAGUGUAAGACCAGAGUUCAGGUUGAAAUAUGUACUUUAUUAAGAUUGAAGGGAGCAGCAAUUACCACCUCUCAAAGCUGAAGAUAGUCUUCGAGAUACCUUAAAAUGCAAAGACACAGAUGACUCCUUGCUUCCGUUUGCUCCAAACUCAGUCAAUUUAUUUGGUCAUUAAAUUCAACCAUCUAAUCAGCUGGAAAUUUCUGCUCCUUUAAAAGAUUUGAAGGCUGAUAGAAGAUUUGGCAUCCUGAAUGCGUCUCCUGAAGUCAUUUCAUGAAGCCGUUCUUAACUUUGGAGCUUCAGUUGAAAACACGGGUUUUGUGUCUGGUUUGGGAUUUAGACCAGCAACCUUUUUCACAGGGAAAGUAUGGGUGGGGCACCUUCCCUGUUAGCGCAGUGUUGCUGCAGUAGCUAACAUUGACCCUUCUGUGGACCACUUAGUGUAUGUUACUUCAAUCUGAGGAAGCAGCAAAGAUUCCCAGUAUGAAAUGUGACAUCCUACACUCCUCCUGAGUUGUUCAGAAGCUGCAAUUCUAGGCUUAAAGCAUCUAUUUCCUGCUAUUUGUCUGGACUCUGAUCUCUGUGGCAACAGUUAGCAAGAGUAUUUCAAGCUACUCCUAGAGGAUACAGAGUCAUUCCUAAACCAGAUUAGAUCAGCCAGUCUCCAAACCUCAGAGCCAGUCGGGGGAUAGAAUAUUGGCCAACUUGUAAACCAACUUCAGAUGUUUACAACACAAUUUGCUGCACCCAUCUAUACACAAUCUGCUCCCUGUUAAGACCUUCAUCACCAUGGUUACAGUUAUAAGCAACAGGAAAGAAAUAGCUUCAGAUUUAAACAUUUGAAACAUUGAGCCUUCUAUCUGCCCCGACCUCCUCUCUCCUGAAUCUGCAUCAUUGUCUGGUUUAGAAGGCGCUGUUACAGUGAAAUGUACUUAUGGCUUGUAAAAAGCUGUUUACAGUACAGUCUGUGGUAAUAAGCUCAACUCGGUUCAUACAUGGAAUCAACAAAACAUUGCCUGUGAACAUCAUCCAGCCAGACUUAAGCAGACAUUUGAGACCAGUUGAAUAACGUGAAUGUCACUUCCAGCCGGCAGGUUUUCCCUCUGAGUGAAGAGGACUGUGUAGAACAUAAAGUUUACCAGCUGUUUUUAACCUUGUUCCUUUGUUGAGUCUCUAACUACUGGAGCUCAGCAGUUUUGGCUACUCUUUGGUUGAUUUGUCUUCUGAGCGGCACUUCCCUUAAAGGAUCAUACUGCUGUUUUUCCUGUAGUUUCAUUCUGUUAACAUUAUGGUCUUUUGGAACCAGAUGUAACGACUGAGCGGUGGAUAUGACUGGAGAUACCAAGUAUCCUCUCAAUAAAACAUCACCCUCAAUAACAUCUGUUUCACUCUAAAUAUUACCAUACUUCUGUAUUGAAGUGGACUUGCAACUAUUGAUUUAGACCAUAAACUUGUUAGGAAGAUGUUUCCUGCGGUGACAAAUCAAGUAAUUUUCUCAUAGACUUAUGCACAGUCAGACUUUUAUUGCAGCCAGAGGAGUCGCCCUCUGCUGGCUCUAAGAAAGAAUAUGAAUUUAAGUAACUUUUGUGUUGGUUCAACUUUAUACUCACCCAAUUAGUCAAAUAACAUGGUUUGCAUGUUAAACCAAACAGAAUAAAGAGCAGCACAUAUCUGAAGAAUGAAAGAACAGAAAAUAUUAUGCAUAGUAGAGGAAAUCAGUCAGCAGCAUGAUGCUCUCAGUGGGUCAUAAUGCACGUCCACAGGGUCGGAUUGAUUUAAUUAAGAAAAGUUCAAAACAUUUAACAAGCAUUCAGUUUUAAACAUUCUUUUAUAAUUCUAAGAAAAUAUAUUAAAGUUUUUAGGCUGGAAAAUCCUUCUGAUGAAACAUCUAAGGAGAAAAAUAUGAGCAAUACAAAAUAAAAGUCCACUCAGGAGAACAAUUUGAGAUUUUAUUUUGAAAGAGUUACAGGCCAAACCAGAUAAGAACAGUGGUGUGGUCCUUUAAAAUUAGGGCAAAGUUCUCUGCUGUUACUUUCUGUCGUCACAUGACCAGCACUUAUUGAUAAUGAUUUCCCGCUUGAGCUGUUAUUGAUUAUUGAUUGGUGAAUGUCUGAUUGUUGUGCCGUCGUCAUCUCCGUGUUUCACUGUAAAACAGUCACAAUGGGAAUUUCAGUGUCAACAUGUUUUUUGUACACCUCUGUUUUUCAUCGAUGGAACAGUAAAGUUUUGUAAAUAAACGUCUUUUUUGAUCAA